Messenger RNA from Cebus imitator (Panamanian white-faced capuchin), 1906 nucleotides. RefSeq names its product solute carrier family 25 member 19 (gene SLC25A19). The coding region runs from base 642 to 1433 and encodes 263 amino acids. The transcript is spliced from 7 exons. The record is from RefSeq and is a predicted model, not a curated record. Gene Ontology annotation, molecular function: thiamine transmembrane transporter activity. Gene Ontology annotation, cellular component: mitochondrial inner membrane. Lineage: Eukaryota; Metazoa; Chordata; Mammalia; Primates; Cebidae. Gene Ontology annotation, biological process: thiamine pyrophosphate transmembrane transport.
UUCUCAUCGAUUCUCUCCCCCUCGUCCUCCAGGUUUUUGCUAGGCUCCCUGUCUUCUUACCAAGUUGAGAUUAUCCGGGUUCUGGCAUUAGCAGGGUUUGAGGAAAGCGGAUCAAUUCCUCGAACCCCUAACCUUGGACCCUGCCUGCAGGCUGAUUUCUCAGCCACUCGCCAGAGCACGGCGACCCCUAAGGUCGCAGUCCGUCUUCGCAAGCAGCCUGCUGCGGACGCGUUGGUAGCCCUUCCGCGCGCGCGCUCGAGCAGUGGGACUACAUCUCCCAGGAGGUUGUGCGCCGACCAGCGGACAUGCCCUUGGUCGCAAAGGACUACAUUACCCAGUGAAACCUUGCGAGAGGCGGUGGCUGGACCUCAAGAGCAGAACCAUUGGUUCAGCGUCUGGCGGGGGAGCUACGCAGUGAUUGGCCCAGGAGCCCGCCAGUUUCGGCCAAGCUCAGUGGAGUUUUGCUAUUAAGACUGCGCGAGGAGCUAGAGAGAGCAGAGUGCGCGGAGCCGGGCAGCACCCACCGAGCCAUGAAAAAAGUACAUCUGGAAGGAAUGCUUUUUAGCUGAGCUCUGGUGGAUGAGAGGAGCUAGCCUUGGAAAAUUUGAUACUGAUGGACAUUGUGUGGACCAGAGGCAGGGAUGGUUGGCUAUGACCCCAAACCAGAUGGCAGGAAUAACACCAGGUUCCAGGUGGCAGUGGCCGGGUCUGUGUCUGGACUUGUCACUCGGGCGCUGAUCAGUCCCUUCGACGUCAUCAAGAUCCGUUUCCAGCUUCAGCAUGAGCGCCUGUCUCGAAGAGACCCCAACGCAAAGUACCAUGGCAUCCUCCAGGCCAUUAGGCAGAUUUUGCGGGAGGAGGGGCCAACAGCUUUCUGGAAAGGACACAUCCCAGCCCAGAUUCUCUCCAUAGGCUAUGGAGCUGUCCAAGUUUAUAACACACUGCGCCAUGCCGUGGGGACCAUGUAUAGGAACGAGGGCCCCUUGGUCUUCUACAAAGGCUUGACCCCAACCUUGAUCGCCAUCUUCCCCUACGCCGGGCUGCAGUUCUCCUGCUACAGUUCCUUGAAGCACAUGUACGAGUGGGCCAUGCCAGCCGAAGGAAAGAAAAAUGAGAACCUCAAAAACCUGCUUUGUGGCAGUGGAGCUGGUGUCAUCAGCAAGACCCUGACAUAUCCCCUGGACCUCUUCAAGAAGCGGCUACAGGUUGGAGGGUUCGAGCACGCCAGAGCUGCCUUUGGCCAGGUGCGGAAAUACAAGGGCCUCGUGGACUGUACCAAGCAGGUGCUGCAAGAGGAAGGUACCCUGGGCUUCUUCAAGGGCCUGUCCCCCAGCCUGCUCAAGGCUGCCCUCUCCACGGGCUUCAUGUUCUUCUGGUAUGAACUCUUCUGUAACAUCUUCCACUGCAUGAACAAGACAACCAGCCAGCGCUGAGGGCAGGAAGGACCCCAGGUCGUCCCUGGAGGCAGCCUCCUGAAGGAAGGAAGACUCAGUCUCCACUGAGAGGUGCCACCUGGCCCUUCCCUGCAGGCUAGCUGCCCUGAGCAGGGUGGCGGCCUUGAACCCACCCAGCUGGGACACCACCAGAAGGUCCAGGGCAUUCCCAGUGAGCGAAUCAGAGGGAAUCCAGGACGUGGUCUGUGGUGAACCAACGAUCCAACGAGGUAGUGAGAAGGAGCAUGAAGUUGCUGGUUCUCCUCUGACCAGCCCACACUCCAAAGGAAACAGACGCCAUCCUACACCCGUCUCAGCCAGAACACAACACCCGACAGCUCCUGGUCUGGAUGGGGCUGCAGCUGGAGUGCAGAGGGCUGUGCUGGGGCCUCUGCAGGAGUCAGGUCCCCACACUUGGCCUGUUUUUCCCAACCUAUUUAAUAGACGUUAAAGCUAAAUGCACAUUCCUUAUC